Messenger RNA from Fusarium proliferatum ET1, 939 nucleotides. RefSeq lists its product as uncharacterized. The record is from RefSeq and is a predicted model, not a curated record. The transcript has 3 exons. The coding region runs from base 1 to 939 and encodes 312 amino acids. NCBI's taxonomy places the organism in Eukaryota, Fungi, Ascomycota, Sordariomycetes, Hypocreales, Nectriaceae.
AUGCCGCCACAGAGUAGAGCCCAAGGAUCCCUCAGUCAAAGGCGACCAGAAAACAACGCCCAGCAAGUUGAAGCAGCAGCCAUGAAUCGACACAGAAACGAUCAAAGACGGGCGAAUCUCGAGAAGAUCGCCCGUUAUAUCAUUCAUCCCCUCAGCCAGUCCCCAUACAAACAUGUGGGCAUGGAUUUCCUCAGUCGAUGCCGCAUCAAAUGCAAAGACAUGGACUUCAAAACCGGCCAAGUGGGCAAGCAGACAGAACAAUUCAUCCAACCUAUCCCCCCAAAAGUCGUUCAGCAGUGGCUUGAUGAGACCAGACCACCGCCCAAGGAGCGUCGAGAUAUCGUCAAUGAAUACUCCCACGAGUUCCCUAACGAUAAUCAGUGGGAGGCUACAAUGAUAUGGAGGCGCAUCAACGCGUAUAUUUCUGAGUCUGAAAAUGCCCAGGGAAAUUGUGUCAUGACCACUCAUACUCAAUGGCAUCAUGCGAACCCCAGCAAUUCCCGCUUUGUCAACCGCCUAGGUGAAGAGAACGCCAACUGGCAACUCAAAGGUGUUCUUCGACAACACCUCCCCAACCAAUCAAACUAUGAUCGCCCUCUUGAUCCCAACAGGCCUCACGCUAUUUGCUAUCUUGCAGACGGAGCAGAACUGGUUGAUGACAUGCUCUUGACCAGCGAACUCACCACCUUGCUACUCAUGGCGACCGACACAGCCCUCAAGACUACUUGGCAGAAGCACAAGCUGAUCCCGGUGACUCUCAUUACUGGCUCGUACAGGACUGUUCGGGUGUCCCAGUGCAUCCUGGAUGCAGAGACGGGGAGUAUCGAGAUACGUAAAUCGCCUCUUAUUACUUUUGACAAAGGUUUGUUGGCCGAGUGGGCCAAAUAUUUGACUCUACUGGGCUGGGUGCUCGGUAAGCCAGUAGGGCAGACAGUGUGA